This is a messenger RNA of Trichomonas vaginalis G3, 365 nucleotides long. Its product is annotated as protein of unknown function, DUF4106 family. The annotation marks the transcript as partial. Lineage: Eukaryota; Parabasalia; Trichomonadida; Trichomonadidae. The transcript has a single exon. The record is from RefSeq and is a predicted model, not a curated record.
AUGCCACGUAAGCUACGUAAGAAUAUACGUAAGAGGAAGGGAGCAUUGAAACAUCCAAUAGUAAAACUGACACCACAACAACAGUUGCAACAACAAAUGAUGAAUGACCCCACUAUGUUGCAACAAAUGUCAAGCAACCCUAUGCUUUUAAACCGAGUUAUUGGUGCACAGAGUGGAGGUUUAAGAGCGGCACUUUUAGCGAAAAUGGCAGGCUAUGGUGGAGCUGCAGACGGAACAGCUUAUAACCCUCAAAGUCAAAUGAAUUUGAGUUCACUCAAAAAUCAAAUAACAGAUGUCAAAAAGUCAAACAUAGACAUACAGAAACAAAUAAGUGAAAACGAAAAGAAACUAGAAUAUGACAGACA